CAGUUAAGUCAGGGUUGUUCUGUGGUCACACCACAUUUAUAUCCCUGGUCAUUUACUGUGGAAGCAGCAGGUCAGUUAACUUGGUGAACGAAUGUGAUCCUUUCUGCUGUAGGUACACGAAAUCCUUUUGCAAUGCAAUCAGGAGGAGAUUGUAAGCGAGCUGACCAUUUCAGUGUACGACACUGCCAGGAAUGAGAAGGCACGCACACACUGUGCGGAGAUGGGAUGGUGCUGGUCGAUGGAGUAUGUUAGAGGAAUAUGAAACCAGCGUCUUAAAUAUUUCUGCAGAAUUCAGUAUUUUGACUUUAGACAGGAUGACUGAGCAGUGUAUUGAGCUGAAAGCUAAGCAUCCACGGAAGAGACCAAGAGUAUCUCAGUCUGACAGUGAGGAUGACGUUCUGAACGAGGCACUGUUCGAGUUGGGGGGCUCUUCAAAGAGGUGUUUUGAAGUAAAGGAGGAUGAGAACCAGAACUUCAAAGUUGGUGAGCAGAUUAAGCCUCAACCCAAACCCUGCCUCCACAAAAAGAGAGUGAAACCAGACACCCCGGUUAUCCCCUCUGUCAUAAAACGUGUCCUCCAGAUAGUCACUCGGAGGCAGAAGCAGUGUGACUUGAAAGAUGACAGUAAUGAUGCAGAAUGCCCCCACCCUGUACAGUGCUCGACCCCUUUGGCCCAGCAUGUGACGUCUGGUUCUAUACCUGCUGUCUCCCAGGACUGGCAGGCUGACCUGGAAUCGGCCCAAGAACUGAUCUUCAGCACCCCAUCAGCGGAGUGCAUUGGUGGAACGGGCCGGUUGGUGGAGAGAAUGCUGGAGACGCCCUCCAAGCAUGAAAGGGGUGAGGAUGCUGGAGAAGUUCCAGCUGACUGUGCAGUGGAACUCAGACCUGUAGUGGCAGGCUACUUUUCAUUCCGCUCUGUGCUGGAGAAAUUCGAGGUCCGGUCUGAACUGGGUACGCCCUCGUCUUGCUCCUUUAGACCCUGUUCCAUUUUCACCUCAACCCGGGCAAUCCAGGAGAAACUACUCAACAACACCUUUCCCAGCACAUUCAAGGAGGGCCUCCUUCGCAAGGAGCGGGGGGAGGAGCUGUCCUUGCUGAGAGCACAUUACAAAAAGGACAAUCUCUGGCUUCAAGAGAAUGGAGCUGGGUCUGGCUUUUGGAAGACUUCUUGGGUUCUGCCACGGGCAAAGCGGGUGACAAAACGGAUAAAGAGAAACCUGUGGCCACCUAGUCCCAAAGAAGCUGUGGCGGAGACAGAUUCUGGGUUUGGACAAGAGGAGCAAGAAAUGCACUCCAGCUUGACCUGAGGCGAGAGUGACAGCAGCAUGAUGUACCAUAAAAGCACACCAGAGGCCGGGGAUAAAAAUUUAUGAAGAUUACCUGACUGUUGGACUGUCUUGGGAUAUUUUCAAUAGAGCACUUUUUUUUUUUUCGUAUGUACCUAGAGUAUUUGACUAGAUAUUAAUUUUGUAAUAAUAAAUUUGCUGAAAUGUUUGUCUGGAGUUAAUGAACAGUGGUGCACAAU
Polyodon spathula (Mississippi paddlefish) is the source of this 1525-nucleotide messenger RNA. RefSeq lists its product as uncharacterized. The record is from RefSeq and is a predicted model, not a curated record. Lineage: Eukaryota; Metazoa; Chordata; Actinopteri; Acipenseriformes; Polyodontidae. The coding region runs from base 192 to 1307 and encodes 371 amino acids. The transcript is spliced from 11 exons.